Molecule: messenger RNA, 3591 nt
Organism: Acipenser ruthenus (sterlet)
Lineage: Eukaryota; Metazoa; Chordata; Actinopteri; Acipenseriformes; Acipenseridae
Product: potassium channel subfamily K member 13-like
Exons: 2
Coding region: 881-2857 (658 amino acids)
Biological process (GO): potassium ion transmembrane transport; stabilization of membrane potential
Cellular component (GO): membrane
Molecular function (GO): potassium ion leak channel activity
Source: RefSeq, a predicted model, not a curated record
UUCACUCUCCUUGCUAGAUAUACUCUUAUGUUACUUAUUAUUAUUGUUAUUAUUAUUUAAUUUUUGCUGUGUGUGGACGCCGUUGCUAUGGUUAUGAUAACCAAAAAAAACGACAGCUCCGAGGGAGAAAAAAAAUAGGAUUUCUUGACUGAUAUUUUUCUUCGCUGUGAAUGCACUCGGGGGACGCCUUAAAAAUUCAAAAGGAUUAGACGAGGCGUUGAAAAAGCACAUUUCUGUUGUUUGGAGUAUGGAGGGGGUUGUUUAUCGGGACUAGAGUCCCCUUUUCAAUCAAUGCAACGGCGAAUUAGUAUCUGGACAAUCGUUCAAAGACCGCUCCUUUUUUUUUUGCCUUUAUAUAUAUAUAUAUAUAUUUUUCUGGAGAGGAAUUGAGCUUCGAUUUUAGAUGGAAAAAGCGACUGGCUGAUCAGCUGUUGCGUCGCGGGGGCUGUCUGAUUGAGUAAUGUCAAAAAAAAAACUAAAAACUAAUAACAGCAACAACAACUUGACAUACAAACCCGAGAAAUAAAGACCGGAGUUUCUCAAGACGGCGUGUGUGCUUUGUAAUGAAACGCAGCUGGAUAAAUAUUAUAGCCUAACAGAUUCCUUUAACACAGGAGUGGAUUAGAUCUAUAUUAUUGAACUCCCAGCAUGUAGAAUGAUUAGUUAAUUGCGUAUUUGCACGCGUGUGUGUGUGCGUGUGUGUGUGUGUGUGUGUGUGUGUGUGUGUGUGUGUGUGUGUGUGUGUGUGUGUCACAGCCUAUACCAAGAUGUUGGGAUAAGACACCAGGAGAGAAAAUCAAAAAGGGGCAAAAACAGAAGACUUGUCCGGUCUGCUGAGGUGUGUUUGGCUGACACGUCCCCUAAAGCCAAACAUGACAUCAUGGCCCCCCCGUUUUCUGGGUCCCGCGGUGCCCCCCCCGGGUUCCGCGACCUGCGCUUGAACGAGGAGAACGCGCGGUUCGCGCUGCUCGCCCUGCUCAUGGCCGGGUAUCUGCUGUGCGGAGCCGCCGUGUUCUCCGCCAUCGAACACCCCGCCGAGCUCGAGAACCACCGGCGGUGGAACCGGACCCUGCUCAGCUUCACCCAGAGGUUUAACAUCAGCCCCGGAGAGUUCCGCCGCUUCCUGCGGGAGUACGAGGUGGCCAUGGCGAGGGGGAUUCGGGUGGACGCCCUGAGACCUCGCUGGGACUUCGCCGGAGCGUUUUACUUCGUGGGGACGGUGGUGUCAACGAUUGGAUUCGGCAUGACCACGCCCUCCACCAUCACCGGCAAAAUCUUCCUCAUUUUCUACGGCAUGAUGGGCUGCGCCGGCACCAUCCUCUUCUUCAACCUCUUCCUGGAGCGCGUGAUCACGCUGUUGGCCGUGCUGAUGAAGGGCUUCAGACGAGGGAGUCUGUGUCUCCGAGGGGGGGACCCCGAAACCGACCCCGGGCAGGAGGAGGGAGGAGGAGGGGAGCCCGGCCAGCUGUCUGCCUGGAAACCCUCGGUUUACAACGUGAUGCUAAUCCUGGGACUGGCAGCGUCCCUGAUCGCUUUCUGUGCCUCCUCGCUGUACACCCCGGCCGAAGGCUGGAGCUACGUGGACUCCCUGUAUUUCUGCUUCGUGGCUUUCAGCACCAUCGGGUUUGGGGAUCUGGUGAGCGGACAGCGGGGGUCCUACGAGAACCAGGCGCUCUACGGCCUGGGGAACUUCUCUUUCAUGCUGCUGGGGGUCUGCUGCCUCUACUCCCUGUUCAACGUCAUCUCCAUCGUCAUCAAACAGUUUCUCAACUGGCUACUGAGCUGCUGCUGCUUCUGCUCCCGCCACCAGAGGAGAGCCGGGAAGCAGCAGCGGGUCCUGGGAGGCAGGCGGCACAGGGUGGCCCCCCUGCCGGCUUCCGCGGGCCUCCACCCGACGAGGAGCGACGUCUCCGUGGAUACGGAAGCCGCUUUGGAGAGCGAGACGGACGCCCGGCGGGUCUCUGUGGAGAUGAGCGCCAUCCGCGACUUCCUGGCCAAUAACAAUCGGGCGAUGGCAACGGACGCCCCCAGGCUGCCAGGACCCGAAGCCGCCAACGGGCAUCUCAGGGUGGCUUGGGGGGACGGUGUCGAGGGAGCGGCCGGCAAUGAGGACCACCGUGAGCUUGAAAAGGGUCUGCUGAGGGAUAUCGGCUCCCUGGCCAUCAUGAACAACAAGUUGGCGGAAACGUCGGAUCGCUGCGGUAACGGGCUGCCCGUCGUUGGCUCGGCCAGGCUGCUGCUGCUUCAGCAGGAAACGAGCGACCACCGUCUGCUCCUCCACCGCCACUGGCUCUCCAGCGCCCAGGGGUCUCCGGCCAGCGAGAGCAGAAGCCGUCGCGCGUUUCCUGGGUCUCCCGCCUCCUUGGGGGUCAGCGACACCACUGAUGGCCAGGGGGGUCCCUCGAGCGGGGUGGGAUCCCUGGCCAACCUCGAGAGCCUCGACCAAACCAGCGGCUCCCAGAACGGACUGUCCUCCAGCAGAGUCGAGUCCCCGACGCCUUUGAAUCGGCGGCUGGGGGACAACGAGAGAGCCUCUUCAUCGCUGGACCAGCCCGGAGACUACCGGAGGAAGAUGACCAAGAGGCUGAGCCACUCCGGACACGGGCUGACCCGUUGCGUCCCCUCUCCCGUGGUCCCGGGCCGGCGAGUGGGUCGGUCCGGUGCUGUGGAGCCCCCCAGAGAGUCCCUGAGCAGCGGGGGCCCCGCCGGGAUGAAGACGAGGGUCUGCUCCCCCAGAGACACGCUCCUGAGCGGAGUGGGGUCCCUGGCUGUCAUGAAUGACAGGUUUGCAGAGACCAGUAAGAGAAAGAUCUCCCGGCACCAGCAGAGAACCACCGAAACGCAGGAGAACACUUAGAGUGAGAGAGUGGUCGGUUCAAGCCAUCGUUGAGGAUGGGAAAGAAUGGGAGAGGAUGGAGAAGAGUAGGAGAGGAUAGGAGAGUGUCGGAGAGAAUGGGAAAUGGCAAGGGAGGAUGUGAACGGAUGGAGGAGAGUAGGAGAGGAUGGGAGAGAGUUGAAGAUGAUGGGAGAGAGUAGGAGAGGAUGGGACAGGUGGAGAGGAUGGGAGAGAGUGGAAGAUGAUGGGAGAGAGUAGGAGAGGAUGGGAGAGAGUUGAAGAUGAUGGGAGAGAGUUGGAGAGGAUGGGACAGGUGGAGAGGAUGGGAGAGAGUGGAAGAUGAUGGGAGAGAGUAGGAGAGGAUGGGAGAGAGUUGAAGAUGAUGGGAGAGAGUAGGAGAGGAUGGGAGAGAGUUGAAGAUGAUGGGAGGGAGUUGGAGAGGAUGGGAGAGAGUUGAAGAUGAUGGGAGAGAGUAGGAGAGGAUGGGAGAGAGUUGAAGAUGAUGGGAGAGAGUAGGAGAGGAUGGGAGAGAGUUGGAGAGGAUGGGAGAGAGUUGGAGAGGAUGGGACAGGUGGAGAGGAUGGGAGAGAGUUGGAGAGGAUGGGAGAGAGUUGGAGAGGAUGGGAGAGAGUUGGAGAUGAUGGGAGAGAGUUGGAGAGGAUGGGAGAGAGUUGAAGAUGAUGGGAGAGAGUUGGAGAGGAUGGGAGAGGAUGGGAGAGAGUUGAAGAUGAUGGGAGAGAACUGGAGAGGAUGGG